GAACAUUCUGGGUAUCUGCUGAAGACUUCCAGGUCAGUCAGCUAGCAUGAAGCGAGGAGGCUUCAUUCAUUGUGAUCGAAACGAAGCUCUUUAACAAAAUAAAAACGCAACAAUGACACUCACACCUCUCGUGUACUGGGCUCAACGCCAUGAAGAAAUUUACCUGCGAGUGGAGCUGACAGACGCUCAGAAUAUAGAUGUCCAUGUACAGGAAAGCGUCCUUCAGUUUAGAGCCCGGGGCCAUGGUGCAAAAGGACAAAAUGAAUAUGAGUUCUGCCUGGAGUUUCUUUCACCAGUGAAGCCAGAGGUGAGCCACAAGUCCACACAACGGCAGGUAAAUAUCACAGUGCGGAAAGAGCAGCGUGGCUGGUGGGAGAGACUCACCGUACAGGAGCGUAAACCCGUUUUCCUGGCACCUGACUUUGACCGCUGGCUGGAUGAGUCAGAUGCUGAGAUGGAGAUCCGAGAAAAGGAGGAGAAAAGGAACAAGCUGAAGGCUUUGAGGCAGAAAGAGGAAGGGUUUGUCAGCCUGAAAACAGGAUUUUUGUUUGUAUAUAACCUGGUACAGUUUCUUGGUUUUUCAUGGAUCUUUGUCAACAUGACUGUGCGCCUCUUUAUAUUUGGCCAAGAUUCUCUCUACGACACAUUUCACACUAUAUCGGAUGUGAUGUUCUUCUGCCAGAUCCUGGCAGCAGUAGAGGUCCUCAACGCGGCUUUUGGUGUAGUCAGAACAGCUGUUGUUCCAACACUUAUACAGGUGGUUGGAAGGAAUUUUAUCCUCUUCAUCAUUUUUGGUAGUUUGGAGGAAAUGCACCACCAGCCAGUUGUGUUCUUUGUUUUCUAUCUGUGGAGCGCCAUCGAGAUUUUUAGGUAUCCGUUUUACAUGCUGGGCUGUUUUGACACAGAGUGGAAAACACUCACAUGGCUGCGGUACACAAUCUGGAUACCACUGUACCCACUAGGUGUUUUAGCUGAAGCUGUUGCUGUUAUACAAUCCAUUCCCAUCUUUUACGAAACCAAACUCUUCAGCAUUCCUCUGCCGAAAGCCAUCGGCACCUCUAUCAGCUUCUCUUACAUCCUGCACCUUUAUCUUGUUCUCAUGUUUCUGGGACUUUUUAUCAACUUUCGUCAUCUUUACAAGCAGAGGAAGAGGCGUUUCCGUACCAAGAAGAGGAAAGCAAAUUGAGCUUCAGCACCAACAAUAAUCCUCAAACACCUUUGCUGCCUGCUAAUUUUCUGGAGGAUUUUUUUAUAUGAUCCUCACAAACCAUGGUCCAGUCAAAUCAGUGAUGUUGAAGAUAUUUUCUUUUCCACAGCCUGUUUGCUCUCAAUGAUUUCCUUUAUGGUCAAAAUGAACAUCCUAAAGAUGAUGCAAUAUUUCAUCACUGCAUAGACGGUCUCACUUACUAUUGAUUGAAUUCCCUUAUGUGAAUUUUGUAGAAUAGUAAACUAACCCAUAACCAGUCACAGACCAUGUGAUCCUGUGUGAUACAGUGUUUCUUUUUCCUUUUAAUCUAGGUUGAGUUUUUUGUUUGUUUAACGCAGUGGUAUUUUUGCUUGACUACAUAACAAGCACUGAUCAGGAAAUACUAUAGUCAUUUGAUACACAGUAAUUUCUGUAUAAAUGAAGAGAGUAACAACCUUAUCAACAAAUACUGUAUUUGUUAUUAUUCCACGUUUCUAAACCGUCCCACAAACCUCAGGGAAAAUUGUACUUGUGACUGCUUAAAUACAAAGAGUGUUUUGUGUCCGUCCUGCUCAACAAUAACCUGCUGUGAAGAAGUUUUGUUUGUAUCCCUUCCUCACACUGCUGUUUUAUUAUUUUGUAACCUAAAUUUUGAAAGCAAACAAUAACAGUCAUUUCCCAGGUUUCCUGUAAAUUUGGCAGUUAUCUGACAUUGAAUAAAAAUGGAAUCUACA
Seriola aureovittata is the source of this 1920-nucleotide messenger RNA. RefSeq names its product 3-hydroxyacyl-CoA dehydratase 3 (gene hacd3). The record is from RefSeq and is a predicted model, not a curated record. Gene Ontology annotation, biological process: sphingolipid biosynthetic process; very long-chain fatty acid biosynthetic process; fatty acid elongation. Bases 113 to 1186 code for a protein of 357 amino acids. The transcript is spliced from 11 exons. NCBI's taxonomy places the organism in Eukaryota, Metazoa, Chordata, Actinopteri, Carangiformes, Carangidae. Gene Ontology annotation, cellular component: endoplasmic reticulum membrane. Gene Ontology annotation, molecular function: 3-hydroxyacyl-CoA dehydratase activity.